Messenger RNA from Bombus impatiens (common eastern bumble bee), 1710 nucleotides. RefSeq lists its product as uncharacterized. The record is from RefSeq and is a predicted model, not a curated record. The coding region runs from base 586 to 1095 and encodes 169 amino acids. Lineage: Eukaryota; Metazoa; Arthropoda; Insecta; Hymenoptera; Apidae. The transcript has 4 exons.
GCCGACUUAUAUACAUUCAGUUUCGUGCGACGAGUCACAAGGGACGGCAAACGAUUGUUAAUUAGCGUCCGAAAAGAGCGACGAUUUCACAGUGUACCGUGAGCGGGACCGUUCAGCGAAUCGCCAUCGAAAUCGAUAAUAACACAGCGCACGAUGUUGUCGAGGGGGCGGGAGGACAACAUCAAAGGGUGACGAAGAAGAUUCAAAUUCGCAAUCAACGUGCAACGAAUUGCGGGCGGUUGAUGCGCAGGGAAUCGCCUGUGCAUAGCGUGUUCGCGCGCGUGUAGCACGCGGAGGACCGCGUUAUUCGUGUUGGGACUUGCGAGCCCUCGUUUCGCAUAGAAACUAGCUGGUUCGGAUAGCGUUACCCGUUCUACGUCCCUAAUUCGAUGUCAGUGAAGUUUAAUUCGCACUUUAAGUUCUUCGUGACGUGAAUUUCAGCGGACCAGAGAAUUCGAACCAUCUGCGCCUCGGAUGAACGAUAUUUCGAGUAAUUAAGACUGUCUUCGAGAACCAGUAUCAGUCUCCAAUUACGCAUUCGUCUCGAUUCCGGUAGAUGUAUUCGGUCCAGAUCCGGUAGAUGAUAUGAAAACUCACGAUUUACAUCGCCAACACAACUCGCACUUAACCACCGUUUCGAAAACGAUGUCACAAUGUCGAUCGCAUUUUUCUCCGCAACGGCGAAACGCGGUCACCAGAGCUACCAGUACCAUAAUCCCGAAAAACGACUACCGCUGCGAGCCAGUAGAAACUAGUAGAAACGCCAGACCUAUAUUCAGAAAAGUAGUCGAAUUGUCUCGGUGGUCGCAAAGCUACGGGAAAGAAAACGACAGCGAUGAGUUGGCUGCAAGAGGGUUGCUGGGCGGAGUGGCUGCAAGAGGGCCAAUAAGGAAAAUGCCUGGUCGAAUGGCGGAGCAUCGUGCUCCUCUACACGGGCCAUAUAAGUGUCCGUCCCGGGAGAAGCCGGUCGCGGUACAUCAGAUAAGAAAACCUGGUCUCGGAAUAGAACCCUAUUAUGUUUGCUAUAAGUGGCCGUGGCCAAGGCUACGAGGAGAUGCGAGAGCGGCUCCUGCAGGCGGACCAACAGGGAGAUAAGAAAAAUGCCUGGGCUGGCCCUCGUCGUAACCGCAGAAGUUGUAAUUAUACAGUGAUAUUACUACCGAAAAGAAUGAGGGACGGCGGAAGCUGGUAUACGUGGAAGUGGUGUUCCCGGAGACCGCCGGCAUUUUACCCUGAAUCUGGAUGAAGAUACGUCGUCGCCAGAUAACAACCGCCACGAGAACGAGUAUUUAUUGUUGGCCUCAGAAGCCGGUUAAAGGAUGGAACGAAAGAAUUCCCUGAUGAACGGUGGAAUGAAAUCGUAAUUGGAUGAAACUCCUUUUGUAGCGGCCACUUCCACCCUCCACUCCCCUCUAUCUGGCCAUCAUCGCCCCGUCUCUGUCUGCCUCUUUGGAUUCUGGCAAGUAAAUUGCAUUAAUUAAAGCAUAUGCGAAACACGCCGGUGUCCUAAUGAACUGAAUCCGGGUAAUUAAUCGUAACGAUACAUUGUUAUUCGUGACAGACACAGAAGCCGCUGUGUAAUUCUUACGCGUCCGCGAUCGAAAUCGGAUUGCAACGGGGCGCAACGGCCGCGCCAGAUUUAAUUAACGACAUUAACGAGAGAAAGCGUUGACGUAAGCGUUCUUUCAGGGCUGUGGCCAGAAAUCGCAG